ACAUACUGUGUAUAAAAGUGAGACGAUGCAGAUGCUUCUGAAUCAAUCAUUCACCUUUCAUAUUAUCAACUUUUAAAAUGUCGGUCACUACGGCCACAUCGGGAGCUCUGAUCUUCUCGGGAGCUUCUCUAUUAGUUUCUUUAUUUGCUGCUGCCUCAAUUUAUUCACAAGUCAGUUCUAUUUGGACUGAGCUGGAUAAUGAAAUUGAUAGCUUCAAAUUGCUCACCAAUGACAUCUGGGGUGACAUGAUAAACUUGGGAGCUGGUUCUGCUUCGAAUCGUAUCCGUCGUCAAGCCUAUGGUGGAUACGGGGCUACUGGAACUAAUGCUCCAGAACCACAAUUCCCACAAGGAGACAAGGGACCACUUCCAGUUCCUGGACUUCCAUUUGGACCAAAUGUUUCUGGUGGAAGUGAUCGAUGCCAGUGUACUGUGGAGAAUACUUGCCCAACAGGACCAGACGGAGAAGAAGGAGAACAAGGUCCAGAUGGACAAGAUGGAGUGGAUGGAGUACCUGGAUUUGAUGGACAAGAUUGCCCAGAUGUUGAGCAACAACCAUCCCAAGGAUGCUUCACCUGCCCACAAGGCCUUCCAGGACCACAAGGAUCGCAGGGAGCUCCAGGAAUUCGGGGAAUGCGUGGAGCUCGUGGGCAGCCAGGAUAUCCAGGAAGAGAUGGUCAGCCAGGCAUGCCUGGAGAGAUGGGACCGACUGGAGCCCCAGGAGAUGAUGGUGCUCCAGGAGCUUCUGGAAUGAAGGGAGACGAUGCAGAGAAACCAGUUGGCAGACAAGGACAACGUGGACAACCAGGAGAGCAAGGACCGGAUGGUGAAGAAGGACCAGCAGGAAAAGACGCAUUCGAAGGACCUCCAGGUGUUGAAGGAGAGGUCGGAGUUCCAGGAUACCAAGGAUCUGCCGGACCAGAUGGAGAGGAAGGACCACGUGGACCAUCUGGACUUCCAGGAAAGGAUGCUGAGUACUGUAAGUGCCCAACGCGUGACGACGGAGGCAACAGCCACAGAGCAUGGCGCCGUAAGCACAAGAGAGUCUACUAGACGACAACAGAUAGUUUUAUAUCUAACUUUAAAUUUUAAUUUCGCUGAUGAUAAUAAUAAAAAGUUAUAUCGG
This is a messenger RNA of Caenorhabditis elegans, 1125 nucleotides long. It is a transcript of the gene lon-3, whose product is annotated as Cuticle collagen lon-3. NCBI's taxonomy places the organism in Eukaryota, Metazoa, Nematoda, Chromadorea, Rhabditida, Rhabditidae. The record is from RefSeq and is marked reviewed. Gene Ontology annotation, molecular function: structural constituent of cuticle.